AUGGAUGAGCGGCAAAUAAAUGAUGCUAAAGUUCUACGAGUUAAGUGGAACUCACUAUCCGCUACAAAGAAAUCAAUGUACAAAGAGCGUCAUCGAAAAACUAAAGUUGAAUACAUCGCAAACAAUAGAGAUGACAAUGCCAAGUUAACUAUUCCAGCUAGAACAUCACUCCGAGGUGUACAUGACAUCAUACAAAAUCUAGUUCCGGAACAAAGAACCUUAAUCAUGGGAAUUGGCAUGGGAAGCUUACUUGAAAUCAAGUGCAAGAACAUUCAUAAUGCUUUAUGUGAAUGGUUAAUAAAUAGAUUUGAUUAUAAAAAUUGUACACUGAAUGUUCAUGAAAAGGUCAUUCCAAUAACUACAAAAGAUGUUGAGAUAGUCUUGGGUUUAAGUUGUACUGGGGUUGACUUGAGUACAAAUCGAUUUAUAGCAGACGAUGUUAAAAAAUUGUCAAUAGACCUUGGUUUUCAAGAGUCUGGUUUAACGCUUUGCAAUUUGAAGGCAAGGUUGAUGUCAAGUAAUGGUAGUUGUGAUGAUAAUUUUAAAACAUGUUUUAUUUUGUACAUGUUGGGAGCUAUCCUAUGUCCAACUACCGGACUCAGUGUUAAGCGCGGUUUUCUUCGAGUUGUGCAAGAUGUUUCCAAUCUUAGCAAUAUCAAUUGGAGUAAAAUGAUUCUUCAAGAGUUGAUCACAUCUGUGAAGAAGAAGCGUGAAAAGAAUCAGCUUGGGUUGCGUGGCUGUAUUUAUUUUCUUAUGCUCUUUUAUUUGGAUCGUGUCACUCCGCAAGGAUUGAUAUUUGAACCCUUUGCAAACAAGUCACGUCCUCGUGUUAAAUUUUGGAGUGAUGAAGAUGUAAAACUGAAGGUUUAUUCACUUGCUUCGUACUACGGAAUUUAUGGCCUAGAUAAGAUUCAAGUUAUGGUCGAUGACAGCAACACAUCUAUUCCAUCUCCAAUGGAUUACAUAGCAGAUAUUAUGCCCAUUUUGGAUAAACAUUAUUCUAAAAAAUUUGAUAAGGUUGCUGACACAUUGGAGAAGAUUAACGACAAACUUGAUAGUCUUGCAACGGUGGUAUAUGAUUUGUCUACUAUGAUUGCGAUGCAAAAUGACUCGCAUGUGCAAUCUGGUCAAUUUAAGAAGGAGACAUCAUUGCAUAAUAAGGAUGACUUGCAAAAUAUAGAAUAUUGCAAUGAAAGGCAGACUUGUAUCAAACAUAAUGCCAAUGAUAUGGAGAACACAGAUUCAAGUCUUAGCAAUAACAGAACUAAGAAAAGGAAACUCAAUAAACAGUCAGAGUUCAAAAAUUAUUUGCCGAUUGAAGACAAGCUUGCAGGGCAAGAAAGAAUGUUAGACGAAGAGUAUAUAUUGCAGCAGUUUUCCAAUGAUAAAGCGCGAAUCCUGGACUACAUAUUUAAUGAAAAAUAUAAUCAGCACGAACCAAUUGUGCAUAUUGGACAAGAGUUUGCCUCAAGAAGGGAUCUGGCAUGCUUGAAAUCGAGAACCUGGCUUACUGAAAGUCCAAUCAAUCUUGUUGCAAACAUGCUUCGGAUAGACUUUGAAGAGGACCAUCACGAUCAAACAUAUAACACAUGGUACAUGCCAACUUUCUUCACGGUGCAAGAGCUUGAUACUAUACUACGACAUAAAUUUGGGGAUAAGUACAAGUUUCAGGCAUCGUUAUUUGAAUUUGGCGAAUCUCCUAACAUUCCUAAACAACCGAAUGGCUAUGAUUGUGGUGUAUAUGUUUUUAAUUUCGUGAAGUCAUCUGAAGUGGAACAAAUGAGUUCAAUCAUGUUUCAAUCCGAGACUGAAUGUUUUGACAUUGCAAUGGAAUUGGUCCUACACCGUAAGAAUGCAUGGGGAUUUCUUCUACAAGAUCAUUUGCAGAGAAGAUGA
Messenger RNA from Coffea arabica (coffee), 1896 nucleotides. The record is from RefSeq and is a predicted model, not a curated record. NCBI's taxonomy places the organism in Eukaryota, Viridiplantae, Streptophyta, Magnoliopsida, Gentianales, Rubiaceae.